This is a messenger RNA of Sceloporus undulatus (fence lizard), 4998 nucleotides long. Its product is annotated as acyl-CoA (8-3)-desaturase-like. Gene Ontology annotation, biological process: lipid metabolic process. Gene Ontology annotation, molecular function: oxidoreductase activity, acting on paired donors, with oxidation of a pair of donors resulting in the reduction of molecular oxygen to two molecules of water. The record is from RefSeq and is a predicted model, not a curated record. Gene Ontology annotation, cellular component: membrane. The coding region runs from base 112 to 1437 and encodes 441 amino acids. NCBI's taxonomy places the organism in Eukaryota, Metazoa, Chordata, Lepidosauria, Squamata, Phrynosomatidae. The transcript has 12 exons.
CUGCCAGUCCAGCGGUGGUGGGUCCUGCCUUGGGUCCCUUUGGACGGAGGCGCUGCCGGGCCACUCUCUGGGCGGCGGUGGGCCCCGGGCGGCGGGAAGGAGGAAGGAAGGAUGGCCGGGGAGGAGGAGGCAGCUGGCGCCGGGCGUCUGAGGCGCUUCACCUGGGAGGAGAUCCAGCCCCACUCCGGGCGGUCGGAGGAGAGGUGGCUGGUGGUGGAGCGCCGCGUCUACGACAUCAGCCGCUUCCACAAGAGGCACCCGGGGGGCUCCAGGGUCAUCAGCCACUACGCCGGGCAGGACGCCACGGAUCCCUUCACAGCAUUCCAUCUGGACAAGACUGUAGUGAGAAAGUACAUGAAGCCGUUACUCAUUGGAGAACUUGCAGAUGACCAGCCCAGCUUUGAACCUGGCAAAAAUAAAAAUCUUAUCGAGGAUUUCCGCGAACUCCGUGCUACCGUGGAGAAGAUGGGGCUCCUGCAACCUAACCGUCUCUUUUUCCUCCUGUACCUCAUUCACAUCUUGCUACUGGACGUGGCUGCUUGGCUCAACAUGUGGUACUUUGGAGCCUCCUUGCUGCCUUUUCUCUUUUCUGGAUUGCUGCUUGGCAUCGUCCAGGCCCAAGCUGGUUGGCUGCAGCAUGAUUUGGGACACCUCUCAGUCUUUGGCAAAUCUAAAUGGAACCACUGGGUUCACAAAUUUGUGAUCGGACAUCUGAAGGGGGCCCCAGCCAGCUGGUGGAAUCAUUGGCAUUUCCAGCACCAUGCAAAACCAAAUUGUUUUCGCAAGGACCCUGAUCUUAACAUGCAUCCUUUGAUUUUUGCCUUGGGAAAGAAACUCUCAGUGGAGCUUGGUAUAAAGAAAAAGAAAUUCAUGCCUUACAACCAUCAGCACAAAUACUUCUUCAUCCUUGGACCACCAGCCCUGGUGCCUUUCUACCUCCAGUGGUAUGUCUUCUACUUUGCUGUCCAGCGCAAACAGUGGGCGGACCUGGCCUGGAUGGUGACUUUCUAUAUCCGGUUCUUUCUGACAUUUUCAUUCUUUUUGGAUCUGAAGGGCCUUCUUGGGCUUUUCCUUUUGGUCAGAAUCAUUGAGAGUCACUGGUUUGUCUGGGUGACCCAAAUGAACCACAUUCCAAUGAACAUUGAUUACGACCAGAAUGUGGACUGGGUAUCAACUCAGCUCCAGGCAACAUGCAAUGUAGACCAGUCCUUAUUCAAUGACUGGUUCAGUGGGCACCUGAAUUUCCAGAUUGAGCACCACCUCUUCCCCACUAUGCCUCGGCACAACUACUGGAAGGUUGCUCCCUUGGUGAAGUCGAUAUGUGCAAAAUAUGGCAUCGAGUAUCAAUCGAAGCCCUUGCUGAGAGCCUUUGCAGACAUUGUAUACUCACUGAAGGACUCAGGGGAGCUGUGGCUGGAUGCAUACCUGAAUAAAUAAGAAGCAAGUGGUAUUGUAUGGGGGAAGGGGGAUGCAGAUUUCCUCACCCUUGCUGCCUCCCACAAGAUAAGAGAUCAAAGACCUACUUUAAUUGAAGUGGGCACUGGAUGACCUGAAUCCUGGGUGUAAUAUUUUGAGGUGUUGUUUUUUCUUCCCCCUUUAUUCCUGCAACUCCUCCUUUCUCCUCUUGAACAAGAUAACAGAGAUGUCCUUUUAGAAACCCACAUUCACCAAAGUGAGAUCCUUCAGGUCCAGGAAAAGGGCCAGCAAACUUCCCUGUGCCAUUUCACUGAACUUUGUAUGUUUGAAAGUAAAUCUGAAUGUAGGAAUCCCUAGGAUUUCUGUUGCCUUGGUAUCCAGCUGGCCUUGCUUUGUCCCAGAAUAAAAUGAACAAGUACAUGAUUAGAAUAUGAUUAAUGAGGCUGAGAGGAGAAGAAGAAGAAAUGCAGAUGCCGAGAAAGGGGGCUGCUGCUUGAGAAUAUCGGAUUUUACAUGAUGGGAAUGGAUUAGUUUGACCUUGGAGAAAGGUAGGCACAGAGACAAGAUGUGACUACAAAAGCCAAACUCUGUGGGUAUCCUUGUGAGAACUGCCAAAUUAAAUGGGCAUGAGUUCUAGGGCUGUACUUUGGAACUGGGCAAAGGAAUCUGCAUUCUUUGCUCAGGAACUCAUUAUAUUCCUGGCUGUAUUUCUCUCCCAAAUAUAAAGAUGUGCCAGAGUUACCUAUGUGCCAACAUGGGACCAUUGUUGACAAUAAAGAAUGUUAAAUGAUGGACUGAUGGUUGAUCAUAGCCACAGAGGGAAAUUGGUGCUCUGCUCCAUUAGUUCAGCUACUAAUAUGCCUCCAGGUGUUCCAGCGAAAAGCCAGAUGCUAUAUUUGUGCAGUCAUGGAGUGGCACUCUUUCUGUACUCUAUUGUUCAAUUACUAAGGGCUCUUUCUGUGUCACACAAUUGCAUUGCAUUAAUUCUGUUGUAUGGUCAGACACAACAAACUUGUCAACAGGGAAUACCUUUACCUUUACUUUAGUAAUAGGACAAAAUCUCUGGACCAUGUGCUCCUCAGAGAGAGGAUGUUCCCAUGUGAACUGAAGAUACUUCUAUGUAGGGAUUUUCAGACUGGGCUAUACAAGAUAGCUGCUCCUCACCUGGUUCCCACUAGAUAUUUUGGGUUAGAACUCUGCUCAUUGUUCAUGAUUGACUGGAGUCAAAGAGAGUUGACUACCAGAAUGUCAGAAGAUACUAAUUUGGGAAGAUAGCUUGCUCUACAUUAAGGGGAAAAUUCAUUAAGUCUUUGUUUACUUCAGGGAUCUUUUUGUAUCAUGGAUGGGAAUCAUAAGGUCCUGCAGAUAUUGGAUUGCAAAUUCACAUGAGUCAUAGCCAGCAUGUUUAAUGGGGGUUGCAGUUCGGUAACAUCUGGAGGGUCACAUGAUCCCCAUUCCUGCUUUAAAUGAUCCUUUUUUAAAAAUGGGAAAUGGUUCCCCAGAAGUGCCUUUGCUCUCUAGUUCUUUCUUAGCUGCUUAUUCAUGCAAAUACAAUCUAGAUAAUGAAACGGAUUUAAGUAGGGCAUUUCACCUGUGUGAAACAAAUGUUCCCUCCUGGUGAUAUUUCUCUUUCUUGCAAUUUGACUGUACCAUCUGAGAAAUAGAUUCCCAGGAUCUUGCUCUUGAUCCUACUCCAAAGGCAGCCAACAGGAAAGUGUAUUUUAUAUUUUCACAUGGAAGCAUAAAAGCCCUGUUCCAAAAUCUGAGUUGUCUUACAUUUCAACAACAGAUAGGAAUCUGACUGCAUGAGCUGCAAAGUAGAAUGGAAAUUUAAUUAUACUGAAAGUGGCAGAUAGAAGAGAGUCAUUGUUUCCUACUGCUGGCCUCACUAAUUUUCCUUAAGGAAAAUCAUAUAAGACAGAACUGAGAUGCAAUGUACUGGCUUGCCUAGUGCUUUGAUCCCUAUGGUUCUGGACAGGAGAGGGUGCCCUUUGACAAGCAGUAUAGACAAACCAUCUUUGAAUAUUCCUUGCCUAAGGAAAUCCUCUGAAAUUCUUGGGAUUGUUGUACGUCGACAGGUGACUUCUAGCUAGUCUACAGAGCCUGCAAGGGAGCAGCCGUCUAACCAAGCCAGUACAUUGUAUCACCCACUGAUGUCUUGUGGGGCAGAGAAAGCAUGUCACCUUAUAACAUUUGAUAUCACCAAUGCAAGACACUAGAGCUGGCUAAAGUGAGUGCAGGAGAAAGGAGGGGCAUUUCUUGGCAUGUUGUUUCAUAGAAAAUGAAACUCCAUAGCAUUUUUCUACAUCUUUCCUUCUGGAUGCUGAUUCUGGUAUGUGUUGACUAUCAGCUAAGAAGCAAGCAUCUAUCAGUCUUCAUUCUUUUGGAAAUAAAUGUCCUCAUUGCACCUGUUGCAGUGUGCCAGCAAGCCUGAUAAGUUUCUAAGUGAAGCCAAACUACAUGAGAUGACAACCCAGCCUUCUUAAAUUGUUGGCUAACAGCAAAGUAGGAAUAGGGGUAGACUUAUGCACAAGUUCUAGUUUAGGGAGCCAGGUGAGGAGAGGACUAAAUACAAUAGCAAAGAUUAAAAACAAAAAAAUGGGUGGAACUUCUGAAAUGUGACAGUACUGUAGAUUGGAGUGGGGAUGGAGCAGUUAGCAGUCUGGCUGUUGAAGGCCGAAAGUCCCACCAAAGCAAUCAGCAUGGUCAGUGAUGGAGAAUGUUGAGAGUUGUAGUCCAACAGUAGCUGGAGGGCCACAUUGUGUCCACCCCAGUUUAGAGUUGUUGCUUAACUUAAAUAGGAGAGCAAGCAUGGUGUAGUGGCUUGAGUGUUGGACUAGAAUUCUGGGUUUGGGAAAAGUCACCACUGGGUUAUUUUAAUCAAGUUACACUCUCUCAGCCUAAGAGGAAGAUAAAGGUAAACUCCUGUUAAUAAUCUGACCAAGCAAAGUCUGUGAUGGGUCCACCCUAAGUCCGAGUUGACGUGAAUGCACAUAAUAACAGAUUUCUUAACUUGACCAUGCAUAUCUUUGCAGAUAAUAUUCUAGAUGGGGAGCACAGUGCUGGUAGAGAGAGGGUAAUGAGCCCCUUUACCCCAUGCUGGCUUUCCCAGCAGCUGCCCUUGUGUUACUGUUUGUCUUGAUAAGUAAUAGCUAUUGUAUGCAGGCUGUGGGCAUACCUUUUUCAUAAAAGUGUGAAAAGCAGCUAAUGGUAGUAUUUUCAGUGGGCAAACAACAGUGGAGGAAAGAACACACCCCCCCACAAGUUGAUCUGGGCCACCACCAAUUAUUUGUCAAAAUAUGUUUCAAGAGCUCUUACUACAGAUCUGCUGUCAAGUGUGGAAGUGAGAGAGUAGAAGGGUAUGAUGAGUUUGCAUAUGAUUCUACUCCCAGCUCAACUUGCUGGGUGUGUAUAAUUUAAAAAGGGGGCUAUUAAAUUUGGCUCAUGUUAAAAGAAUGGUGUGUGUGUGUGGAUAAAAACAACAUAUCUUCUGUUCAUUUCCCCACCCCCCAAAAUGGGGAUACUGAAGCUGCCAUUACAUGAUGAAGCAAGUGUUGAAUAAAGAAUAGUAGUUUAAGUAAA